CUCCUCCCUCCCCCCUCCCUUAUUAUUCCCAACGUUUCUACCAAAAACCAUCAACAAGAUCUCACCGCGUAAAUGUUCUCAACUCUCCAAACCAAUCCAAAAAAAGUCAAGUCUCCGUCAAAAGCCCCCCGCGUUCACACCUGCGCACACGCUUCCUAAACCCCCCUCCUCCCCCCCCACAAAUAUAUAAAUAUGACCAGAGCCCAACCAACUUCUCCAUCAUCAUCAUCAUCAUCUCCAGUUCAUAUCCAAACUCGGAAUUCAAGUUCACACAGACAUUUCUUCAAACACUUUCACACCAAUCCAAAGCCUUUCAUGGAAAUCACAUCGUUCCCAUUUCUUAGUCAAGAAGAUUACUCCCAUUUCUACACUCUGUUCCCCGACAUGGACGAUUUCGAAAUAAAUGGAGAGGGUGGCUUGAAGAAGCGGAGAAGAAAGGAGGACGACAGCAACAACAACAACAAUGGCGCAAUGAGCGACAUACUCACCACGCUGAUUUUGCUGGAUGAGGAAGAGAAGCAGGAGCAAGAAGAGUUCUUUGUUCAAACCCAGCAGGAAAAAUCGAUCCUUGAAGCCAAUCACAGGCAGAAGACUCAAGCUAUGAAUGAGUACUUGUCUGAUCUUCAACAGAACCAUGCUCAAUCUGACGAAUUGGACCAGUCUCGCGCGAAACGGACUCACCAAUCGGCAUUUGCGGCGGCUGCGGCGGCUGCCGAGACUGCGAAUUCGGGUGCGGGUUCGGAGUCGGGGUCGGCUGUUCCGGCUGCGGGUCCUCACCGGAGGCUAUGGGUCAAGGACAGGAACAAAGAUUGGUGGGAUAAGUACAACAAUCCAAACGUUUCGGACGACGAGUUCCGGGAGGCGUUUCGGAUGAGCAAGGCCACAUUUGACAUGAUCUGCGAGGAGCUUGAUUCAGCCGUGACGAAGAAGAACACAAUGCUGCGCGACGCGAUUCCUGUUCGGCAGCGGGUGGCGGUCUGCAUAUGGCGGUUGGCUACUGGCGAGCCGCUCCGGCUGGUUUCGAAACGUUUCGGGUUGGGCAUCUCCACCUGUCACAAGCUGGUUCUUGAGGUUUGCUCUGCUAUUAAGACUGUUCUAAUGCCCAAGUUUCUUCAGUGGCCUGACGAGAACAGAAUGAAAGCUAUCAAGGAUGAGUUUGAAGCCAGCUCUGGGAUACCAAAUGUUGGUGGGUCGAUGUACACAACCCAUGUUCCAAUUAUAGCUCCAAAGGUGAAUGUUGCAGCUUAUUUUAACAAGAGGCACACAGAGCGCAACCAGAAGACCUCUUACUCCAUUACAGUGCAAGGGGUUGUUGAUCCAAGAGGUGUUUUUACCGAUGUUUGUAUUGGCUGGCCUGGUUCUAUGCCUGAUGACCAGGUAUUGGAGAAGUCAGCUUUGUUCCAGAGAGCCAACAGGGGCCUUCUGAAGGAUGUUUGGAUUGUGGGAAAUUCUGGGUUUCCUCUAACAGAUUGGGUUUUGGUUCCUUACACCCACCAGAACCUUACUUGGACCCAACAUGCGUUCAAUGAGAAAAUUGGAGAUGUUCAGAGGGUUGCUAAAGAUGCUUUUGCAAAGUUGAAAGGGAGGUGGUCUUGCUUGCAGAAGAGGACUGAGGUCAAACUCCAGGACUUGCCAGUGGUGCUUGGGGCUUGCUGUGUUUUGCACAACAUUUGUGCCAUGAGGAAUGAAGAGCUUGAUGCUAAGCUAAGUUUUGAUAUCUUUGAUGAUGAGAUUGUCCCUGAGAAUAGUUUGAGGUCUGCUACUUCAGUGCAGGCUAGGGAUCACAUUGCUCAUAAUUUGUUGCACCAUGGCCUUGCAGGCAGUGCUUUUCUAUAGUGAUUUUUUUUGAGUUUCAGUUUUUGUACUGUAUUUUUAGUCAUUCAUUUGGCGCUGCCUUUGUUGUAGUCAUAUGUAGAGUAAAUGGUAUAGAAAUACAGCUUGGCUUUGAUAGCUUUGUGUAUAAAAAGAGUAUUUAGCCUUCUAUGUAAUAGCAUGAAUAUAGUUCAUUCUUGAUUU
Molecule: messenger RNA, 2016 nt
Organism: Prunus avium (sweet cherry)
Lineage: Eukaryota; Viridiplantae; Streptophyta; Magnoliopsida; Rosales; Rosaceae
Product: protein ALP1-like
Source: RefSeq, a predicted model, not a curated record